CAAUUUAAAGGCAAACCGGAGAACUCCGCCAGGACCAGUACCACCAUCUAUUACCUGACAACCCUUCGUAAUUAUGAGUAUACUAAAGGUUAGUAUCGUAACUUGAAUCAUCACCUUGUAGAGAGAGUCUAAUCACCAAUUUUAUUAUCAGUCCCGAUCUUCCCCUUUACUCUUCUCCUUCGUCUUCACAAAGAGAGAUAGAGAGAAUUUCCAACUGAAAUAGGCUUUUUUCUCAGAUCUCUCUUCGAAAAUGUCUUCAAGCUUCUCUGGAGAUGAAACCGCUCCCUUCUUCGGCUUCCUUGGAGCCGCUGCCGCUCUCGUCUUCUCAUGUAUGGGAGCUGCAUAUGGAACAGCAAAGAGUGGUGUAGGAGUUGCAUCUAUGGGUGUGAUGAGACCUGAACUUGUUAUGAAAUCUAUUGUUCCAGUUGUUAUGGCUGGAGUGUUGGGAAUCUACGGUUUAAUUAUCGCUGUCAUCAUCAGUACUGGUAUUAAUCCUAAGGCAAAAUCAUACUACUUGUUUGAUGGAUAUGCUCAUUUAUCAUCUGGUCUUGCUUGUGGUCUUGCUGGUCUUUCUGCUGGUAUGGCUAUUGGAAUUGUUGGUGAUGCAGGUGUCAGGGCCAACGCACAACAGCCAAAACUAUUUGUCGGGAUGAUCUUGAUUCUUAUCUUUGCUGAAGCACUCGCCUUGUAUGGUCUCAUUGUUGGUAUUAUUCUCUCAUCGCGAGCUGGUCAAUCUCGAGCAGAUUAGAAGAUGGCAAAGUGAGGGUUUGGGAUUCUGUGCUAUAGUUUUCCAAUAUAACCAGUGACUUGAAUUGAAGCCUAUAUCAUGAUAUUAUUAUCAUUUGCUUUUGAUUCGACUUAUUUGUAAAUGUUUUGGAGUGCGACUUCGUGCACCCCUUUUAUCCGGGGAUGCACAUUUCUCCCCUUGUUAUUAGUUAUUUUCUUCACUCUCUAGUUAUUUGUUGAAUUUUAUAAUCAUAAAACUGCAUUUGCAAAUGGGAGAAAAACUUUUUUUU
This is a messenger RNA of Papaver somniferum (opium poppy), 1016 nucleotides long. RefSeq names its product V-type proton ATPase 16 kDa proteolipid subunit-like. The record is from RefSeq and is a predicted model, not a curated record. Gene Ontology annotation, biological process: proton transmembrane transport. Gene Ontology annotation, cellular component: proton-transporting V-type ATPase, V0 domain. The coding region runs from base 251 to 748 and encodes 165 amino acids. Gene Ontology annotation, molecular function: proton-transporting ATPase activity, rotational mechanism. Lineage: Eukaryota; Viridiplantae; Streptophyta; Magnoliopsida; Ranunculales; Papaveraceae. The transcript has 3 exons.